UCUCCACCCCUCGGAGAAUUGGUUCGCGCGCGCUCUCUCUCUCUCUCUCUCUCUAGGGUUUGAUUGUUGGUAUCCGGGAAGAGAAGAUACGGUUUGAUGGCCGGUACCGGAAUCCAUCCAUACCACCAACAGUGGGCGCCGGCAGGUCCUCCUCCUCCCCCUCCUGCUCCAGCCGCCGUUCCCCACUACCAACCUCCACCUAUGCACAUGGAAAACCCUAAUCGCCUCUCUACCGAUGAGGUUCGAACUAUAUUCAUAUCGGGUCUCCCAGAGGAUGUGAAGGAGAGAGAAUUACAGAACUUGCUGAGAUGGUUACCUGGUUACGAGGCUUCGCAAGUCAAUUCCAAAGGGGAACACCCUAUGGGCUUCGCUCUCUUUACUACUCCUCAGUUUGCCAUUGCUGCCAAAGAGGCCCUUCAGGAUAUGGUGUUUGAUGCUGAAUCCAAGUCCGUGUUGCACACUGAGAUGGCAAAGAAAAAUCUCUUUGUCAAAAGGGGGAUUGUGGCUGAUUCUAAUGCCUAUGAUCAGAGUAAACGUAUGCGAACUGGUGGUGACUAUACACAUACUGGUUAUUCAAGUCCUUCUCCAUUUCAUCAGCCCCCGGCGCCUGUCUGGGGUCAUCAUGGGUAUAUGGCUCCACCACCAUCAUAUGCAGCUCCACCACCACCAUAUGACCCGUAUGCAGGUUAUCCCGUUCCUCCAGUACCAAUGGCUCCUCCUGCCCCCGUAGCAGCACCUAGUAGUUACGUUCCUGUUCAGAAUAUUAAAGACAACCCUCCUUGCAAUACCUUGUUUAUUGGCAAUCUCGGGGAGAAUGUAAAUGAGGAUGAAUUGAGGGGCCUUUUUAUCAUGCAACCUGGGUUUAAGCAGAUGAAGGUUUUGAGACAGGAAAGGCACACCGUUUGCUUCAUUGAGUUCGAGGAUGUGAACAGCGCAACAAAUGUUCACCAUGCUUUGCAGGGUGCUGUCAUCCCCAGUUCUAGUUCUAUUGGCAUGCGGAUACAAUUCUCGAAGAACCCAUUUGGGAAAAGAAAGGAUUCCAUUCACCCAGCCUCUGCUGUUGGUACAAAUGGAGCUCCACCACCUCCGAUAAAAUUGGAACAUCCGAUCAAGUUGGAACAAUACCAGUAGCUGGAAGGGGAUGUACUCUGUUCUCUAUGCUUCAACAAAUACAAGUACCACAUGAUAGGAUGCAUCAUGCAGCUGUUGCACGCAUCCAUUUCAUCAUCAAGUCAUCAGCAUUAGCAUAUAUGCGCAUGUGAAUGAGUGCACUUAGUGCUAUCAUUAACAUAUAAUUUAUCCAUGAUGUUCUCAGUCUGCAGCAUCUCAGAAUGCUUGGAUAACUAUGGAAGUGGUGCAUGAGCUUGUAGUGUUAUUGGAUUUUAAUGAUUUUCUAUCCAUCUUGGUCAUGUUGUUCAUUAACCUUAGGAAUGCUUCUCUAAAUUGACAUGUUGUUUUGAUUGUUC
Molecule: messenger RNA, 1466 nt
Organism: Rhododendron vialii
Lineage: Eukaryota; Viridiplantae; Streptophyta; Magnoliopsida; Ericales; Ericaceae
Exons: 8
Coding region: 97-1131 (344 amino acids)
Molecular function (GO): mRNA binding
Source: RefSeq, a predicted model, not a curated record